Cucumis melo (muskmelon) is the source of this 712-nucleotide messenger RNA. RefSeq names its product heavy metal-associated isoprenylated plant protein 39. Gene Ontology annotation, molecular function: metal ion binding. The record is from RefSeq and is a predicted model, not a curated record. The transcript has 3 exons. The coding region runs from base 204 to 527 and encodes 107 amino acids. Lineage: Eukaryota; Viridiplantae; Streptophyta; Magnoliopsida; Cucurbitales; Cucurbitaceae.
ACAUGCGAAUGCGUCAUUAUUGAAAACAAAUGUAAUAAUCCCUUCCCUUCCUCUCUCUCCUUUUUGGAUUUUUAGCCCUUCGAAAUCCCGCUGUUAGACAGCGACUUUCCCCUCUCCCCUUUCCAUAAAGCCCUUUUUUUCCCCUUCAUCUCUUCUCAUUUUUCAUAUUUCAGUUUUCAUCUCUCUUUUCCCCUUUCACUAAAAUGGCUCAGAAAGUUGUGCUGAAGGUGAUGACGAUGACGGACGAGAAGACGAAGCAGAAAGCAAUCGAAGCUGCGGCAGACAUCUACGGUGUUGAUUCGAUCGCGGCGGAUCUGAAGGAUCAGAAAUUGACGGUGGUAGGAUCGAUGGACGCGGUUGCGAUAGUGAAGAAAUUGAAGAAAGUAGGUAAAGUGGAUAUAAUAUCAGUCGGACCUGCAAAGGAAGAGAAGAAAGAAGAGAAGAAAGAGGAGAAAAAGGAUGAGAAAAAGGAUGAGAAAAAAGAGGAGCCCAAGAAAGAGGAGGCUAAGAAAGAUGAAAAAAAGUAAAACUAUUGAUGUUAAAAAACUUACAAUUCCUUCUUCUUUCAAUUUUGAGAAUAUUCUAAUUUAAAUACUCAUCAUUUUCAUAAUAUCAAAACACAUAUAUAAAGGAAAGAAGCUACCUUUCUACUUUAUAUUUCUCAAUUGCAUUGUACAAAUAAACCAUUAAUUACAUUUUUCUAUUUCUUCUU